Microthlaspi erraticum is the source of this 414-nucleotide messenger RNA. NCBI's taxonomy places the organism in Eukaryota, Viridiplantae, Streptophyta, Magnoliopsida, Brassicales, Brassicaceae. The record is from the annotation of a GenBank genome assembly.
AUGAUGAGAUCUAGAUAUUCCCCGAAAUCAAAAAGUUUGGCGUUCGCCCUAAUUUCGUUUUUCUCUCUCAAGUCUAGCGCCGCUUCCCUUUUUUCAGAUCUGGAGAUCGGUGGCCGGUGGCUUCCAAAGCACAGUCGCCGUCGCGGCGGACCGGUCGGCCGAUCUCUCGUGGUCCGGCUCAAUAGAGCGACGGAGCGGUUCUGCCGAUUCACCACAGAGCUCUGUUUGGCUGGUCGCUCCCUCCGGUGUUCUAGUUCACGAGUUUGGGUUUUAGCUUUCGAGGGUUUUGGUGCUUCUACUGCUCUCCGAUCCAUCUGCAGUUCUUUGGCCUUGAUUUCGGGACGCUAUUGUGAAAAGUUAUUGCUGUGGAGGUAUCUGCUAGGCUUUCUCUCCUUUUGGGAUUGGGUUCUUUGA